Messenger RNA from Chelmon rostratus (copperband butterflyfish), 3806 nucleotides. Its product is annotated as immunoglobulin superfamily member 3-like. Lineage: Eukaryota; Metazoa; Chordata; Actinopteri; Chaetodontiformes; Chaetodontidae. The record is from RefSeq and is a predicted model, not a curated record. The transcript is spliced from 10 exons. The coding region runs from base 237 to 3620 and encodes 1127 amino acids.
AGCACAUCUUCUAAAACAUAUAAGGGAUUUCCCCUUAUAUGUUUUAGAAGAUGUACGUGUGUGCAGCGCCUGUGCGCGCAGAAAAUAUUUGACACUUCCUCUUGAUGUGCCUACAGGAAGGAUCAACCACGUCAAUGUCUCCGUAAGAGCUCAGACCGAUUUCCACACAGUGGGACUAACUAAAGGCUUGGUCGCGGCUGGUGUGAACACUGUGUUACUUGUGAAGCAGGUUCACGAUGAGCUGUUCCCUGCAAUCCGUUUGGAGGGCCAAUUUGCUCCUCUGUCUGGGGCUACUGCUGCACAGUGGAGAAGCCAGAGUGCACACUGAAGUACAGGCCGGGCCUCUGUACCGCGUGGUGGGCUCUCGGCUCUCCGUCUUCUGCAACGUGAGCGGCUUCACCAGCGACAGCACGAGAAAGGAAUUUGAAUUCCGCGUUAAGAAGCCUGCAAAUCCGACAUUUGAGAUCAGCAUCAUCAGCACCAAUGAUCAAACCUUCGGCUACGCCGUGUACUCACGCCGCGUGAGGAGCAAGGAGAUUACUCUGACACAUGUGUCUCCAAACUCAGUCGUCUUUGAGAUACAACGGUUGCAGAAAGAUGAUGAAGGAGAAUUUGACUGUGCUGUGAUCAACCCGGAAUCAGUUUAUGAUGGAACCUACAGUGCUAAGACAACAGUGAAAGUGAUUGACGACUCCUUAAGUGUUUCCUCACCUGCCUCCACCUCACUGAGCUAUAAUGAGGGUGAUGAUCUCACUCUAACAUGCCAAGCCUCCAGCAACACCAUCCAGCACACUCACCUGUCUCUUGCCUGGUUUCUCCAUAAAAACGGCGAAGACGACGCUCAGCCUAUCAUUUCUCUGGACAGGGAUUUCACACUGAGCCCAGGCCAGGGGUUUGAAGGGCGUUACCAAGCUGGACUCAUAAGGUUAGACAAAAUGGGAGAGGCCACGUACAAGCUUAACAUGGCUCAGCUGAAGCUGUCAGACCAAGGCAGGAUCUACUGCCAGGCUCAGGAGUGGAUCCAAGAUCCCGACCGCUCCUGGUACUCUAUCGCACAGAGGGAUGCAGAGGAAACUACCCUGAGUGUCAAAGCCAGAGAAGUGGUGUCAGACACGUCGUCUCUGGUGGUGAGAAUCUCAGCGCAGCCGACAGCCCUGCAGGAGGGGCAGGAGCUGUCGCUGUCCUGCAACGUCGACACGCAGAACCUGCAGGAAAGGUUCUUCUCUGUCAGCUGGCUCAGGGGAAGCGUUGAGCUGGCCCACAUCGGCCCUACAGGCGUUCUGUCCGUGGGGCCUGUGUACAGCGUGCGAGCGGCAGAGGGAGAGCUCAGGGCGGCCCGGCUAGGGGCCAGAGAUUACCGUCUCGUACUGCAGCCUGUCCGAACCGAGGACCAAGGAGAGUAUAUCUGUCGAGCGUGGCCUCAGGACAGAGGCCAGGAUGGUGUGUUUACCCAGGGGGCAGCCCAGGACUCCAGCUCCCAGUUAGUGAGCAUCUCAGCCACAGAAAGUGGGCUCUCACUUGACAUGCAAAACACUGUGAGCGUUAACGAAGGUGACAGGCUGACGCUCACCUGCAAAGUGAAUGGGGUCAAAGGUCAGCUGUCCGUCACCUGGCAGCACGGAGCAGCAGUCGUUAGUCUAAGUCAGGAGGGCGUCAUGGAGAAAUCGGGGGAGUUCACGAGUCGCAAAGUAAAGGCAACGCGCCCAGCAGCUGACACCUUCACCUUAGAGCUUGAUGAGGUCACGCCGUCUGAUUCAGGCAUCUACCAGUGUGCUGUGUCUGAAUGGAAAACCAAUAGUAAGACCAACAGCCAGUCACUGACUGCCACAGUGACAGUGGUUCCUGUAGAUACGCUUGUGAAAGUGAAGCUCAUGAGUCGCAACAGCAUAGUGACUGUAGGUGAAAAUGUGGAGUUGAUUUGCCAGGUCAGAGGGCCACAUGUGCCAAUAACACUGACCUGGAGCCUGCAGCGUGAUGCCUCAACCCUAGAUAACAUCCUGACACUGUACUCUGAUGGCUCCAUCAGCUGGUCGGGAGACCAGCACCGCUACCAGCUCAAAGUAGAGAGCAGACAGAGUGAAGUCAAUCACUAUCUUCUCAUCAACGGUGUGAGUCACAGGGAGGCGGGAAGCUACCAGUGCAGUGUGUCUGUGUUCCUGGAGAAUGUACACAAGAAGCUGCCUCCAUCCUACCAGCUGGCUGUGAAUGUGCAGAACCCAGUGAGCAAACUCAUUCUGACCUCCAGCCCGGCCUUGACAACUGAUAUCAACGCUGACGUCGAAAUAAAAUGCUCAGUUAUAUCAGAACCCUCUGCGUCCUCUCGCUAUGCUGUCACCUGGCUGCUCCAGCAACAGACAGAAAAUAAGACCAUUAUCAGCUCAGACCGGGAUGCCCUCAUAACAUUCGGACCCCAGGUAGAGCUGAGCCACAGGCAGCGAAUCACCAUGAAGCGCACCAAAGGCCUGAGUUUUGAGUUGACCGUUCGGCAAGCUCAGAUCUCAGACGGAGGCUCAUACACAUGCGAGGUGGUGGAGUGGCUGCAAGAUCCUCGUGGUGAUUGGUAUCAGCUCUCACCAGUGUCCAAAACUACAAAGAUGACGGUUACUGAGCCUGCCAAUGACCUGCAUUUAGAUAAGACAGAGCAGGCAUUAACUGCCAGGGAGGGAGACGAGGUGGAGCUCAAGUGUAACAUCAUCUCAGGUGCAUCCAGUCCAUCUUUUAUGUACAAAGUCGCCUGGCUCUACGUUGGGAACGAUCCUUCCGUCACCAACGUCCUGGUGGAGCUUGAUCACACGGGCCUGCUGAUCUACCCAGAGAAGCAGGGGCAGAGAGGCCUGCAGGGGCGGCUUCGUCUCUCCAGACCCACUCGGAGCAGCUUCCUCCUUGGGAUUCAGAAGGCCCAUGAGGGGGAUAGCGGGACCUACAAGUGCCAGGUCGAGCAGUACCAGCUGGAUCGUGAAGGCCACUGGCAGCAAAAGGCUUCAGAAAGCGCUGGCCCCAUCACACUGACUGUAAAUGUUGCAGAAAGAAACCUGACCAUUUUGAAGGAAGAAGUGGAGUUGAAUGUGAGCACAUCCCAGAAUUUCGCUAUCCCCUGUACAAUCACAAAACAAUCCAGCAGUGACUCUCAGUUCCAGGUCAUGUGGAUUUGGCAGAAAGAGACAGAAACUACACAACGCCCCAUAUUCACGUCGUACCGAAACUCCACCCUACAAGACAGGUUUGGGAAGGGUGAUAAGCUAAGAUUUAGUCACCCUUUGCCCGACCAAUUCAGCCUAACAGUCCUGAAUCCAGGUCUUGAACAUAGUGGUCUAUAUUUCUGUGAGGUAGAGGAGUGGCUCCCAUCUCUGCCUCAGGGGUGGAGGAGGGUUGCAGUGGAAACGUCUGGAAGUUUGACUGUUCAUGUCCAUGCAGACGGAGAUGCUAAAGCCGUCUCUGAGCCAGAAUGCGAGUCAAGUACCUGGAUUUGGAUGAUUGUAGCUAUUGUCAUCUGCGCACUGUUAGUCAUAGCCGCACUGGUGCUGGGGAGAUGUCUGAGAAAGAGAGGAAAGAAGUCGCAAGAACAAUCUCUCUGGACGGAGCAACACCAUCUGAAAAGCAAAUCCGGUGCAGAGGAUUGAACCACACAGACCAGAAGAGGAAAAAUAGUGUCAUAUUUUAUGUGCUUUGUAAAAAAUGCAGGAAUGUUUUCAAAUUCAAAAAGUUCCACUGUAUAAACUUUUUUAUUCACUUUUAUUCAAAGUUCAGCACUUCUUUCUCUAAAUGAAUCUGUUGAUAAUGUUCCAUAAAAUAAUUGUUUAAAUGUU